Messenger RNA from Aphis gossypii (cotton aphid), 1187 nucleotides. RefSeq names its product cathepsin B. The coding region runs from base 97 to 1119 and encodes 340 amino acids. Gene Ontology annotation, molecular function: cysteine-type endopeptidase activity. Gene Ontology annotation, biological process: regulation of catalytic activity. The transcript is spliced from 6 exons. NCBI's taxonomy places the organism in Eukaryota, Metazoa, Arthropoda, Insecta, Hemiptera, Aphididae. Gene Ontology annotation, cellular component: lysosome. The record is from RefSeq and is a predicted model, not a curated record.
AAACUAAUCCCAUUACAUUGCAGUUGUAUCAGCAGACUGCAACUGCGGAUGUUGUAAUUCAUUUUAUUUUUAAUACAUUUAAAAAAAAAAUCAAUUAUGGCUAGGGUAUUAAUUUUAUUGUCUGUGAUUUUGUUCAGUGUCUAUAUGACAGAACAAGCUUACUUUUUGGAAAAAGAUUACAUCAACAAAAUCAAUGAACAAGCAACAACAUGGAAGGCCGGUGUUAAUUUCGAUCCAAAAACACCAAAGGAACACAUCUUAAAACUUUUGGGAUCCAAAGGAGUACAAAUUCCAAGCAAAGUUAACUACAAAAUGUACAAAUCAGAAGACGAAAACUACGAUAACUUAUUGGGCAGAAUCCCGAGAAAAUUCGAUGCAAGGAAAAAAUGGAGGAAUUGUAAAACUAUCGGAGCAAUCCGAGAUCAAGGAAAUUGCGGAUCGUGUUGGGCAUUAGCAACAAGUUCAGCAUUUGCUGACCGUUUAUGUGUAGCUUCAAAUGGAAAUUUUAAUCAACUUUUAUCCGCAGAAGAGUUAACUUUCUGUUGUCAUAAGUGUGGUUUUGGAUGUAACGGAGGUUACCCAAUAAAGGCUUGGGAACGUUUUAUGAAACACGGUUUGGUUACCGGAGGAGAUUAUAAAUCAGGAGAGGGUUGUGAACCAUACAGAGUACCACCUUGCCCCUACGACGAAUUAGGAAACAAUACUUGCGCUGGUAAACCGAGGGAACAAAAUCAUAGAUGCACAAGGAUAUGUUACGGAGAUCAAGACCUCGAUUAUGACGAGGAUCACAGAUACACAAGAGAUUCGUAUUACCUUACAUACGGCAGUAUCCAAAAGGACGUUUUAACUUAUGGUCCCAUUGAAGCAUCUUUUGAUGUUUAUGACGAUUUUCCCAGUUACAAGUCCGGGGUCUACAUUCGAUCGGAAAACGCUUCAUAUUUAGGAGGACAUGCCGCGAAAUUGAUUGGAUGGGGUGAAGAAUACGGAGUACCAUAUUGGCUUAUGGUUAACUCGUGGAACGCAGAUUGGGGUGACAAUGGUCUUUUCAAAAUCCAACGAGGUACAAACGAAUGUGGAAUCGACAAUUCGACUACUGGUGGUGUACCAGUAACUAAUUAAGUGUAACAUAAAUGAUAAAUUAAAAAAAAAAAAUGAUUUAAUGUUUAAAUAAAACUAGUUUUUGUUUA